AUGGCGUCAGACGACUCAAGUAGCCCGAUGGGCGGCAACACGGACUUCCAGACAAGCCCAGAUACGAAUAUUGUCACUCCACCCGAUGUCUUACAACUAGGUGUAGAAGAAACUUUGUCCCCAACUUCGGCCGUAGAAAGCAGUUAUUCUACUUCGAUAAAUUCGGCAUUUGCAUUAUCCGAUGACCUCGACGACACAGGCAGCUAUGAUUUCGGCUAUGAUGACUCACAACAUUUUGAGGACGGGUUCGAGUUGAUGGGGGAUCUGGGUUGUCAGAAAGCAGCUGAAGCCCACCUCCCGCUUUCUCUUGCGACUUUAGACCAGAGUUAUCAGCAGCCAACAGAUGAUUCCUUUUUCAGCGCCAGUUUCGACGUAUCUUGGAAUGAGCAAUCAUGGUCAACUGCAUCCCCGCCCUUGCUGGACCUGCUCCCGCCGACCGGUCGUAACAUCUUCGAUUUACCAGAGAAUACCGGCUUGUUAGACCACUACUCCAAGGUCAUGCUCCCGACAAUGGGGUUUGUAGAUGGUGUCGCAAACCCUUUUAGGCAACAUAUACUUCCCCUUUCGCAUAGGAGUUCCGCCGUUCGAAGUGCGAUCUACGCGUUGGCCAGCGCACAUCGUGAAUAUAGCGGUCUUGAGACGACGGAGGGAUCUGCAUGUUUUCAUGAAAGAGCCGUGGCUGGUCUGUCUGCGAUUAUCGAGGAUGGAGAUGGGUUCGAAGAAGCUCUGGCGACGAUCAUCUUACUCAUUCAGUACGAUCUGGUUCUACAGCGGAGCUCGGACAAAGUGGUGUAUAAUCAUCUUCAAGGCGCCCGCCACAUCAUUUGUGCCAUGCCAUCCCCCAAGCCUGCGAGUGUGUUGUUCUUCGACCAGGUGUUUCGCUACUUUGAUGUACUCAAUGCCUUGACGAACGGCACGUCUCCUGUCUUCGCAGCUCCCUCAAGUCGAGCCUACUCGCCAAGUACACCGCCACAAUUCAUCAUCCCUAGUGGAAUCGAUCCAGUGUUGGGAAUGGCCGAUGAUCUUUGGCCCACUCUGCACCGUCUCGCAGAGCUCAUGGCGAUGAAACGCGAGCUUCAAGCCGCCACAGCGAUGGGACAAACAUCUAAGUUCGCCGUCCUGCGUACCGAAUACCAAACGGCAUACAAGGCAAUAGAGAAGGCCCUGGAGUCGUGGGGUCCGACACUGCCACCAGGCUUUUCCCUGGUUAACCGUAUCGUCGACGGCCCCGAAACCGCAUCAGAAGUCGAGCUUGCCAACAUCCGGUGGAUCACAAGCACGGCACUCGCAUACAGACAGAGCGCCCUGGCCUUUCUUUACAGCAACGUUUCGGAAUACCCUUCAUCACAUCGCCUCGUACAGAAACACAGUCAGGCCGCUUUGUGGCACUGUGCGGCGUCAGUGUCUCAUGGCGGAGCAGGACUUUCCAUGCUGUGGCCGCUCUUCUUCUCUGCUCGUCAUGCCAUAUGCAGCAGGGACCGAGGCUUGGUGCGUCAGGCGUUCACUGCCUUUGGCAGCAAGAAAGGUGUGGUCGACACGGAAAAGCCGUGGGCUGUUGUCAUGGACGUGUGGAGAAGGAUAGACAUGCGAGCAUACGGCAAGGAGCAAGUGGGUUCUGAGGCCUGUCCAGACUUGUGGAGGCAAGUUGCGGCAAGCAUGAAGUUUGGCCUUGUGUUUGGCUGA
Messenger RNA from Colletotrichum costaricense, 1683 nucleotides. RefSeq lists its product as uncharacterized. The record is from RefSeq and is a predicted model, not a curated record. NCBI's taxonomy places the organism in Eukaryota, Fungi, Ascomycota, Sordariomycetes, Glomerellales, Glomerellaceae. Gene Ontology annotation, molecular function: DNA-binding transcription factor activity; transcription cis-regulatory region binding. The coding region runs from base 1 to 1683 and encodes 560 amino acids. Gene Ontology annotation, biological process: positive regulation of transcription by RNA polymerase II. The transcript is spliced from 3 exons. Gene Ontology annotation, cellular component: nucleus.